CCUACUAACUUGGAGAGCAACAAUUUUCCUGCUUUCUGUUGCAUAACAGGAUAGACUUAAUAACACAAUAACCAACUAGUUAUACACUCUGAAUUUUCUGAAGCAGUAUUAGACUAUUUGGUGGUUAUUUUUUCACAUUCAUCCCAGAAACAUGGACUUCGACUUGCCUCCUUCUCUUCCGGUGAGCGGUAUCCCAUGGGAAAGGGUUCUCCCACCGUUAUUCCCCAGGUGGAAUGGGAAAAUGGGACCUUAUUCGUUGACCCCAACCGAACUUUUAAUCCCGGUUUCUGAGCACACCGGAGCAGCACAGGUGACCUGUGAUCAUAAGGGAUUCACUGUGCAGGUUGAUGUGAAACACUUCAGUCCCGAGGAGCUGCUGGUAAAAGUGGUUGGAGAUUAUGUUGUGGUCGAGGGAAAACAUGAACAAAAAAAGGACGGUUCAGGACUGGUGACACGUCAGUUUAACCGGCGAUACCGGAUUCCGAACGGAGUGGACAUCAUGGCAAUGGAAUCAGCCAUGUCACCGGAAGGCAUGCUAGUAAUCUCAGCACCUCUGACACAAGGAGACAAUUCCAGAAUGUUAAAUCACACCGGACAAUGAUGUGCACGCACGCACACACAGUUUCCCACAUACUCAUAUUUGGAUUUUUUUUUGCUCUUCUUAACUGUUUUAGUUCUUAACGAGUUAAAGCUCCCAUCUUCUGGGUUUCUCACCUAAUGCAAUGGUAAAGACCAAAACAAGCUCACUUCCUCUCACUCCCCCUUGUGGCGGUGGACUGCUCAACUCAAAUGCCAAUUCCAAACAUACUUGAUUUCAAGCCAACAAGAAGAUUGUAUCACAUUUUUAUUUCACUCUUGCUGACGGUUUAGCACACAGCCUGUAGGAGCGACAAAUCUGUCCUCAAGUUAACAGGGACUCUCCACAUCCAAACACACAAACCCAGUCAUACUGAAUUUAGUAUGGGAAGCAUUGCUUAUUCACAAAAUUGCACCGACUGGUCAGUUAAUCUUGAUAGGCUAUGUUGAGAUUGUACAUAUUUUUAAAGAUGUAAGUGUUAAUUUAGUUCUAAUAUUUGUGUGAUGUACAGUUUGAAUAUGAAUAAAUAUAAUGUACCACCCUUG
Molecule: messenger RNA, 1122 nt
Organism: Cyprinus carpio (common carp)
Lineage: Eukaryota; Metazoa; Chordata; Actinopteri; Cypriniformes; Cyprinidae
Product: alpha-crystallin B chain-like
Biological process (GO): response to heat; protein refolding
Molecular function (GO): protein folding chaperone
Source: RefSeq, a predicted model, not a curated record